AACAACGUAACGUACUGCAACCUAUGUGGGAGCGAGACGGGGACUCACUGUGCUUAUUAAAUAGUCAGUCUUUUUCUCUCUCCUAUACAAAUUGCGGGCGUAUCAUCAUGGCACGAUUAAACCUAUAGUUUUGUGACGUAUUAUUAAGCAGACAAAUUUGUAAUUGAAAUGAAUAAAUGCCCUCUAUAUUUCCAGCAACAGCCAUUCAACCGAAUCCGUUUGUCUCUUUCCAUUGUGCUCUCUUCUCUCUGCUUUCCUCUCCAAUCGCUAUAUUACACGUUUUAUGUUUUAUCAUUUCACACACACAACCACACCAACCAUCCACGAAUAAUCACACGCACACAAAGUUUUGGAUGUAUGAGCGCAAAGCUAACGGGUGGGAGGGUGAGGGCGCGCCAAGAACCGUUACGACAGCGCGUGCUUGUUGUUGGUCUUUUGCUGUUGCCAAGAGUGAAUGAUAUAUUAUUGUUGUAUGGCAGCAAAUGAAACUGUACAAUGAGCGACAAUGGGCAAGGAAGAGGCGGAGAAGCAUAGAGAAAGACAUAGAGGGGGAGAUACGAACUACACAAAAGCGAAACUUACGUAAACACGCAUGUCUACGCAUGAGUGUGUGUGUGUGUGCUUGUAUGUUGUUUCUAGUUAUUCGAAAAGGAGAAGUAGAAAAUCAAGUUUCUAUUGAUGGAAUGAUUCAUAUUUCGUAGCAUGAGUCGCUCAGACUAAUAAACAAUCUCCAUUUAUCAUGCGACUUUUGCUGGCACUUAUUUUUCCCAAUAAUUAGGCCAUAUGACUAAGAAAUGCAAUUGCUGGUGAUGCAAUUUUCGCCGUCGCUGAAAUUACUUUGCAAAAAAUUUUAUAAAUUGUAUUUUCAGGUGGUCAUUACACGAAUCAUUCGCUUGGAAAAAUAGAUGUACAUAUAUAUACGAAUUGGCAUGUUAACAACUCGAUUAGAGAUAUUAUAUUCGCCCAGAAUACACAAUGUUCGAGUUAAUUGCGUUUGGACCUUGGAAAUUCACACAAUUACUAUUACUAUUCGCAAUGUAUAAUUUAUUUUUUGCAUUCGAAACUUUGACUUUGCAGUCCGGAGUCGAGCCGCUCUAUCUCUCUCUAACGCCUGCAGCAGCUGACCUUGAGAACGAGACAAAGCAAAGCCGACUGGCAAACAAAGCGGUCAGAAAGAGACAGGCAAACAGACAUACCUAUAACUACAGUGCGACUACUAUAACCCGAUACUCGAUAGUUGUACUAAACCACUAGUUACUAAUAGCGAGCAUUAGAACUUUAGAACGAUUAGCUCUAUCCAAUUGUCAAUUUACAAUAAUGAUAACUAAAGGUCCGUAAUAGUAAGUAUACUUGGUAGUUAGAUAAAGUAGCAAACACAAUUAGGGAAGUUUUAGUUUAAGUAGAGUUAUUCGUACAUAGUUAUCAAAAAUGAAUUGAAAAGGGUUUCCUUUUUUGAGAAAUAAGACAUCGCACUAGAACGGAAGCACAACAUAAAGUAGCAACUCUCAAGUGAUAUAAGCAUUUUAGUAAAUUCUGGUUUUGGAAGUCGUACUGUAGUAUAUGCCCAUACUUGUUACUCAUUAGCAACGACACCCCCAACCCCCGAACCGAACCCCUUCUUCAAGCAGCCAUCCGGGUAGAUUCCACAUCAGCUGCUAAGCUGAAAUGACGCCAUCUUGCAUUUGACGAUCUUCAAAGCUAGUUUUACAAUAAACCAAUAGAACUGAACUAGCUUAUGCCCGUCCCACUGUUGAUCUUUGCUCGGUGUGUAAUUAUAACCCAAUCCAGUCCUUCUGCUGCCCCUUGCAACUUUUCGGUGCGGCUUCCACUCACAUCGGCGACUCACAUCUUGGCAUUUAAUAAGAAGUUGGCCUUGAAGGCAGCCAGUUUCAAAUUUCUGAGUUCUGAGCUCUGUGCUUUUGAACCGCACUUCACUUCGGCCAGAGAACACAACACUUUUGCCGAGUGUGUGUGAUUAAUGGGGAUUCUUGCGGUUGAAGCAGCCUGCCUUUGCUUUAAAUUAGACUUUGGCUCCAGUGAAGCUUUGAGCUUUAGGCUUGCUUCGGAUGCAGAAAGGUGCCAAGUGAAGUUUCCCAAGAAAAUUCAGCCUGAAAUCGUUAUUUGCAGUUAACGUUCUUAUAUCUAAAAACUUAUCAGAGAAACAGCGAUGGUGGAGAAGCCCAUAUAAUGCAAUCACCGUGUUUUAAAUUAUAUCCUUUCAGAUAGAAAAGUUGAUGUUUUAACAACUACCAUCUGGAUGCUUAGUAUUUGAAUGAUACAAUGUUUUUGUUUAUAAGUCGCCAAAAGAAAACCUAGAAUAAUUAGAUAAAACUCUACAUUUAACACCCUGAUAUUACAGUUUUCAAAGCAGCCAAAGUAUGGUUUGUGCAAGAUUGGUCAUUUGUCUGGCCCUUCCAUUGAUUACAUUCUUCCAUUAAACGGGCCCUAAUUAAUGUCGAAUUGGUUCCACCACCACUCUUCACCCCCUGCCCCAUUUGCAGCCUUGUAAUGCCGAGCAUGUUGAUGUCAGCACAUUUGUCGCCCCGAAUUAGCGGAAAUGGACACUCAUGUUUCGGGCUGUAAUGUGGCCAAACUGGAGUCCACCGCUCCACCAUUGAUCCACCAACGAUCCGCGCUAAUUGUCAUUAAUGAGAGGCGUUCGUUUGCCUGGGAAAAAGGGAGAGUGGGGGAGGAGUGCCUGUCGGUCAGCUGACAACUACAUUCGGUCGGUAAUUAUCCGCUGCACUUUUGGCGCGGGGAGGACGCAGCGCCUUGAGAUCUUACUUCUGGCUAAGUUAGCCCCAAGCCGCAGACCUCAACCCACCCAGAACCAGAUACUACCACCCCCUCAUCCAGUCAACCACUCAGCCACUCAACCACAUGACAUGCGAAGCGGUUCCAAUUUAUCGUACUGAGAACGCUCGGCAGUCAUUGGAAAAGCGAUUCAACAAAAUUUAAAACAAUUUAGCUUAUGUCACGUCUGCUCACAGCCGAGAGGGGGGAAACUCGGGGGCAGAACGAAGAGUUUCAAGCGCUUAGAACAAAGCGCCACAAAUUGUAUUGUGUCACGCUCGAUCUGCGGCCAUGCGAACGGAGAUAUGAGCCCCACAUAUUCAUGUGUACAUUUGCUAGGCUGUAAUAGUACAUAUGUACAUAUAUCUAUCCGUAUGUGUGAGCACUCAUAGUGCGAUAUACAUAGAUAUGACUCGGCCACAUAGUCAUGUACAUGCUAUUUAUACGUUUAUUCAUUUAGUUGGCCUGUUUUAAUUAUAAUUAACGCCGCUCUGCAAAUUAACCAGCGGAAAACGAAGCAUCUGAUCUGACGUACUGUCGACUACCCCAAGGGAAACUAGCUGGCUCGGAUUAGUGCAGAACAUCUGAAAGUAUCGGGAGGUAAUGCUUCCAUUCAGAUAAAAAUCAUUUGGGUUAACUGCUUCUGGCGUGUCCAUGUGAUCACGCACACCCAACUGGAAUGCCAUGUCAAAACAUUAUAAAACCAAAGCGAAAGCUUCGCUUUGUCUAUCUAGAUUAUAGGGCAGUGGUUUCGUUCUCAGAAAUCCAGUUCCACCGUCUCCUGAAUAGUAACUAUGAGUUCAUCCGAACCUUUGUAUUAUUUAAUUUAGUUGACAAUCCAACCCUUUGAAAAAGCCAUAUUUAAGUUAUGUAAUAUAUGAUUUUUUGUUAGGAGGCACAGCCCCUCCAAGAGAUCACAGCUAUUGAAAAUCAUAUCUAGAUUACCUUUCAACUUAUUGAAGGCUGUUAUUUCGGCUGUUAUUGCUGUCCCAACCGAUUGUCAACCGUGAAUGAGUUUAUGCCCCUCGGAUGACGUGCUGAAAGCCUCUGAACAGGUUGUCAAUCAGGUUGUCGCACAUAAAACCCGAGCGGCGCCUUAAUAAUUGAUCCCGCCUGCAGCUGGAUGCGAUGAUGAUGGCAGUUGAGUGGGUCGGAUGAGAUGGGGUGCUACACAGGGAGAAAGCUCAGAUUAUGAUUAGGUGACUUUAACUGGAGUAUGUCUUCUGGGUACAACGGAGAGAGGGGAAGGAAGUGAUUUGUCUGCUUUGCAUCACUCACUUAUCAAAAAUAUAUAUUUUACUACAUCAUCUUUAUUCUCGGUGCCUAUGACAGGAUGUGAUGAGGGGUUGGGGGCUGGAAUAUGGUGUCCAAUGUAUGGUGGUGCUGACAGGCACCGAAUCCAGUGAGUAAGGCGAUUCCAGCGACGCCAACUCCAACUGGGCCAUGACGUGAGGCGACGCAUCAGAGCGGAGCCCAAAGGAAGCGUGUGAAAUCCCAUUUGGCUAAUGGCCAACGGCGUCAGCAGGAAAAUCAACCUGUUUCGAAGUGCCCACCCGCCUUUGCCGCCCCUUUGAAACUAGGAAAACUCGCUUCCAAAUUCCACAGCGACACAAGGCGAAUGUGGGCCAACCAGCGUGUCUUCUGUGUUGGUGGGAAAACGGGUUUUUCAUUCGGGUUCUGCAACUGUUUUUUGGCGACUCGCUGACACGCUGGCCUCCUUUUUCCUCGCUUCCAGCACUGGCACUCCCAGCUUUUCCACUUGCUGUGCUGUGCUUGUGCUUGUGCUGAUUUUCCUCAUUUUCCUGUAGCAGGAUCUGGCUUAGGGGCAAAAUGUGGGGAAAACGUAAUGAGAUGGGGCCCUUCCAGGCAAGAUUUCCAAGGAGAUGGCCGGGUGGCUCAGCACGGUGUCGGGGUCACCUUUGUUGCCGUUUUUUCGGGGGUGGUUAACCAUAAAACGAGGCGCCGAAAUUCUGCGGCUUGGGCUCUCGGUGGGUGGUGCUAUGAUAUCAGCCUUGGGGUGGAUGUUUUUCCGCUCGGAGAACGAAGCUCUGAGACCAAACCCACCCUCAUUCCACAUAAUCAUAAUCAAGAGUGCCCUACUGGAAGUGGAAAUCAAUACCGUAGCAGAACGCAGCAUUGCUCAUACGCAACGUGAGCCUCGCACAGAACUUGGGACUGAAUCAAUAGUGAUUCACCUCAUAGGGCCAACUUAGCGUUGCCAGCAAACGUUGCAUGCAUCAACAUAAAUCUGUGUGCGGCGAAUCCCAUGCAAAUCCGGGAAGGGAAUCGCCUGACCCACAUCUCCUGCUGAUUUGAAAUUCGGAUUCGUCGCGGGUUCAUCGGCACUCCCGCAAACUUCCCACAACAAGCCAAAAGACGGCAAAAAGGCCAAACACAAAUUUAUGCUCGAAACCCACAACAAAAGGAGCUCAUAUUUAUGGAUGCUGCUUUGGCUGGGCGCAGGCCAAGAAGUGCUUUAAAAUGCCUGACGAAUACCUUCUCCCUUAAUCGAGCUUAUGUAAUAUUCGCUCUUCUUAAGAACAAGUACGAGUAUAUGCCGCUAUGGUCUACAUUUUGAAUAUUUUAAAAAAUUCCCAAACAUAUGUAUAUACAACAUAUAAAACCGUGUUAUAUAUGGUUGUUGGAUCAUUAUAGUCAUAGUCCCACUAGUUUGGAGUAGUUUCAACCUUAAGCUAACUUAAUAUAAAUGGGGUACAAUAACUAAAGAAAACAAGAGCUUUACUAAUAUACUUCUUAAUAAUGAGCACAAAGUGCUCUAAUUUGGAUACACCAGCUUUUGUUUUAAUAUAUAGGUACUGCAAGGGUAUAUAAAGUUCGGAUUGUCGAAACAAGCUUUCUUUCUUUUUAUGUAUCAAAUGUAUCUCAAGAAUACCCACGACCUUAGCUCUGACUUUCGAGCCUGACAGCUGUCUUUAAAAGACCAAGUUCUGAGUUAGCAAUCAAACAUAUCAAAUGAUUUCAUCGGAUUAAGGGAACAUUUUUAUUUUUAAAUAAAAGGGCUGGCUCAUUACCAUAAUAACAUGUCUUGACCGUCAGGGAUCGUCGCCCACUCAAAUAGGUCCUGCCAGUAAUCCCGUCAUUAAACACGGCCAGGUGUCGUUUGUUCUGGCUGCAAAACAAUAAUUAAACCAUUAGAAGGUGUUCUUGGGAGCACUAUAUAAGCAAAGGGUUCUGUAAGCGGGUAAAAUCAUGUAUCCGCGAUUUCUAGGCCGUAACUAUCCACUGGCAAAGCAUUUGUUCUUUGUUACAAGAUACUCUUUUGGCCUGCUGGGCCUAAGAUUUGGCAAGGAGCAAUCGUGGCUUCAGCUCUCAUGGUUGGUGUUCAAUUUCGUGAACCUGGCGCACUGCUGCCAGGCGGAGUUCGUCUUUGGCUGGAUUCACUUGCGCACCAGUCCCGUGGACGCCAUGGAUGCCUUCUGUCCGCUGGCCUGCAGUUUCACCACGCUCUUCAAGCUCGGAUGGAUGUGGUGGCGUCGCCAGGAAGUAGCUGAUCUGAUGGACCGCAUCCGCUUGCUCAUCGGGGAGCAGGAAAAGAAGGAGGAUUCCCGGAGAAAAGGGGCUCAACGGAGUUACUAUCUUAUGGUCACCAGGUGUGGGAUGCUGGUCUUCACCCUGGGCAGCAUUACCACUGGAGCCUUCGUCCUGCGAUCGCUUUGGGAAAUGUGGGUGCGGCGGCAUCAGGAGUUCAAAUUCGAUAUGCCCUUUCGCAUGCUGUUCCACAACUUUGCGCAUCGCAUGCCCUGGUUUCCAGUUUUCUACCUCUACUCCACUUGGAGUGGUCAGGUCACUGUAUACGCCUUUGUCGGAACAGAUGGUUUUUUCUUUGGCUUUACCCUCUACAUGGCCUUCUUGCUUCGGGCCUUAAGAUACGAUAUUCAGGAUGCCCUCCAGCCUAUAAGCGAUCCCUCGGUGAGGGAAUCCAAUGUCUGCUGUCGGCGAUUGGAGGACAUCGUGGAUCGCCAUAAUGAAAUGGAGAAGAUUGUCGAGGAAUUUUCCGGAAUCAUGGCUGCUCCCACUUUCGUCCACUUUGUAUCAGCCAGCCUAGUGAUAGCCACCAGCGUCAUAGAUAUACUAUUGUAUUCCGGCUAUAACAUCAUCCGCUACGUGGUGUACACCUUCACGGUUUCCUCGGCGAUAUUUCUCUAUUGCUAUGGAGGCUCAGAAAUGUCAACUGAGAGCCUUUCCUUGGGAGAAGCUGCCUACAGUAGUGCCUGGUAUACUUGGGAUCGGGAAACCCGCAGGAGGGUCUACCUCAUUAUCCUGCGAGCUCAACGACCCAUGACAGUAAGGGUGCCUUUCUUUGCACCUUCGUUACCAGUCUUCACAUCGGUCAUCAAGUUUACAGGUUCCAUUGUGGCUUUGGCUAAGACUAUAUUGUGAAAAGAAUGAUGAAUUAAAAAACCAACUUGCACUUCA
Messenger RNA from Drosophila yakuba, 7230 nucleotides. It is a transcript of the gene Or45b, whose product is annotated as odorant receptor 45b. The transcript has 6 exons. Gene Ontology annotation, biological process: sensory perception of smell; detection of chemical stimulus involved in sensory perception of smell. Bases 6004 to 7194 code for a protein of 396 amino acids. Lineage: Eukaryota; Metazoa; Arthropoda; Insecta; Diptera; Drosophilidae. The record is from RefSeq and is a predicted model, not a curated record. Gene Ontology annotation, molecular function: odorant binding; olfactory receptor activity. Gene Ontology annotation, cellular component: plasma membrane.